This is a messenger RNA of Sorex araneus (European shrew), 3734 nucleotides long. It is a transcript of the gene GPKOW, whose product is annotated as G-patch domain and KOW motifs. The record is from RefSeq and is a predicted model, not a curated record. Gene Ontology annotation, biological process: mRNA splicing, via spliceosome. The transcript has 15 exons. Gene Ontology annotation, molecular function: nucleic acid binding. Lineage: Eukaryota; Metazoa; Chordata; Mammalia; Eulipotyphla; Soricidae. Gene Ontology annotation, cellular component: spliceosomal complex. The coding region runs from base 1112 to 2542 and encodes 476 amino acids.
GGCAGCGGGGGCUCCAGGCCCGCGGGCCGGGUGCGACUAGGCAGGGAGCAGUCGGGGCCGCGUGGGCCGGUCACCCCCGGCGGCCUCGAGCGGCCCGUGUCCACGUGGGCCACAGCACCCCCCGGUGGAAGCGGCGGCCAGCCCGGGCCGCGGGAGCGGAGGCAGCGCGAGCGGCCGAGCGAGGCCAAUGGCCGGCGCGGGGCCCCGCGGCCAGGCCUCCCUGUGGACGGCCAGGCCACGGCCUCCGGCGGCGCGGCCACCCCAGCGCCCCCCGCAGCGGCCGCCCCAGCGCCCGCCAGCUCCUGGCGCGUCUGGACGCGCGCCCCCUGGCGGCCCGAGCGGCGAACGACGUGGCGGCGCUGGUGCGCAGGGCGGGCACUUCGCUGCACCUGCGCCCCAAGGACGUUUUUGGGUUACACCGGCAGCGCUCAGGGGACUAUAUGUGGUGCAGGAUUCAAACUAUUGUUGUAGCCACAACCACAUGUAAGUUUUUAGAAAAGGUCGCGCGGCCGCUAAUGCGGUUUGGAGCUGUCCCAGUCCCGAAUCCCGGAGCCAUGUUAGUUGCUGCUCAGUGUCGCCGGGACUCCAUCUGGAGAAGGUGUGCUGGCUGUACCUCCUCCGUCUGGAUCUCCGGUGUUGCUGGCCCGGUAUCGGGUCCGGAGCAUUCUCCGGCUGCGUUGCUCACCAGAACACCCGGCUUCUUCUCUGUUGAAUGACCCGUGCAGCACUGACGGCGCGCGCCAUCGACGAAUAAUAAGUACUAGCCAACACCUCCACGAAGGAACGCAGACCUGGCAACAAAACCAGACGGCCGACAUCCCCUAAACAGCCCGCUACCCCCCCCCCGCCCCCAAGGAUCUGCAUUUCCCUAGGCCCUUGCCGAGCCGCGCGCUGUCCAAAGAGCUUCACAGCCGCUUCUCGCGGGCGCGUGUCCGCCGUUGCCCGACGUGGCCGCGGAGUCUCCGGGCAGCGCAGCCCGCGCGCCCCCUGCCGGCCGCCGCCGCCGCGCGCCCAACGACGCUUCCCGGAGAGCCGCGCGCCCCCUGCCGGCCGCCGCGCGCCCAACCAGGCGUCCCGUACAGUCGCGCGCAGGCGGGGGAAGAGACGCAAAAUGGCGGACGCCGACGACGGCGUCUCGGGGCCGGCGGCGUUGUCCGGCGCGCCCGUUUCGUUCAGCUUCAGCCGCACGUCCUCCCGGAGACGGCUGGCCGACGCGGGAGACGGCGCGGGGGCGGCGCCGGAGGAAAAGGAUUUCUUGAAGAGCGUGGAAGGGCGGGAACUGCACAGUGUGAAGCCCUUGGAAGCCCCUAAGGAACUGGUGAUCCCUCUGAUCCAGAAUGGCCGCCAGCGCAGACAGCCCCCAGCCCAGACCCAGGAGCUGUCCACAGAUGACCCCAUGAUGGAUGGGGUGCUCUCGCAGGCUGUAAAGGAGUUGAUUGAGGAAUCCAAGAAGUCUUUGGAGGAAAGAGAAAAUGCUGGUGUUGACCCCACUCUCGCAAUCCCCAUGAUUCAGAAAGGAUGCACUUCCAGCGAGCGUGGGGAAGACAGCGAACCUCAGGCUGAGACAACCCCAGAGGAGGCCAAUUAUGAGGCAGUCCCUGUGGAGGCCUAUGGGCUGGCCAUGCUGAGAGGCAUGGGCUGGAAACCCGGUGAGGGUAUCGGCCGCACCUUCAAUCAAGUGGUCAAGCCCCGUGUCAACUCCCUGCGGCCUAAGGGCUUAGGGCUGGGUGCCAGCCUGACAGACCUCCAAAGUCUGGCCCCAACUGGCCCCCACCGCCCACCAAAGCCAAAUGAGGAGCGUGAGAAGGAUAAAGAAGAGCAGCCCAAGGAACUGGUGCCUGGAGGAGCUGUGGUCAUGCUGUCUGGGCCACAUCGCGGCCUCUAUGGGAAGGUGGAAGGCCUCGAUCCAGACAACGCGCGGGCCAUGGUUCGUCUGGCCACAAAGAGCCACAUGGUGACUGUGAGUGAGUACUGCCUGCGGCCCGUCUCCCAACAGGAGUUUGACAAGAACACAAACCCCGGCCAAGCUGACAGAAGCUGCCCCAGACAACUGAAUGGAAAAGGCUCGCAGGACCUGGACCUCUGGGAGGACUCACACAGGAAGCGGAAGCAUCUUCCAGACCACCAGAGCGGCCCCUCAGCCAAGGGGAACACGGCCACAGCCUCCCGGACUCAGCACUGGCUGCACAGGGACCUGCGGGUGCGGUUUGUGGACAAACAGCACAAGGGUGGCCGCUAUUAUAACACAAAGAUGACCAUUGAAGAUGUCCUGAGUCCAGGUAUUUGUGUGUGUCGGACAGAUGAAGGCCGUAUCUUGGAAGGGCUGAAGGAAGACAUGCUGGAGACGCUGGUCCCCAAGGUUGAGGGCCACCGGGUGAUGGUGGUGCUGGGACCCCAGGCUGGAAAGGUGGGCCGCCUACUAGGCCGGGACCAAGCACGGAGUCGGGCCAUGGUGCAGCUACAGAGAGAGAAUCAGCUUUUGGAGCUUCACUACGAUGCUGUCUGCCAGUAUAUGGGCCCCAGUGAUGCCGAGGAUGACUGACACCCGUGUCCCCUGACUCCCAUCCCCUAGACUCCAGCCUGCUGUCCUGUGGAGUCUGGAAAGGCUGCCUGCCUGCAGGGGAGGAGAGUCUUAGUCUUACUCUUUCCUCUGGGGACACGCAGGGUUCUCAGUGGAUAGGAUGGGUUAGCUGGGAAGCCUGAAGCAAGCCUAGGGCUUAACAGGAUUUAACAUUUACCAAAACCCAUUGCACAUGUUGACUUAAAAGUUACGCCACCCUUAAUGGUCCAACAGUGGAGAGGGGAACCUUCCAUCAGCAACUCUCUCCACAUCCAGGCUUGGGGCUCAGGACAAGGGUGAGGACCCAGAGUGCAGGCAAAGGGUUCCCUGCUGGAAAUGGAUACUCUGAUGUGGACGGUCUGGAGGCCGCAGACACCUUUGAACAGGAACGUCACAACAGGGACUCCGCUCUAACUCCAGUCCAGAGCAGACCCCCAGAGGGUAUCUUGAACCCUAACUGAGUUGGGUGGGGCAGGGGUACUCCAACUCUACAUAUUUCUAAAGGAGCUGCUGAGUUUCUUGGUGCCCCUUUAAGGCAAAACUGGCUUGCAAGUAAAAAGUUUGAUCUGUCACAAUUCAAAAUGAUUCUGGUUGCUCCUGGAGAACUAUUUUUCACAGAAAAGGUGGUUGUUAGAGGAGCUUUAGACUUGUUCCGGUUUUUAUAGCUUCAUAUAGAAAAACCAAGGAAAGAACGCCAACAUUUAGGCACAGUUGUUCUUCCAGGUCAGUUCCCCGCCCCCCCCCACACACACACACAUUCACACAAACUCCUUAAGUUGCUGGUUCAGUAAGUGGCAUUUCGGUUAGUCUGGGGCCUAUGGCAAGAACUGCUGCAGGAACAUAGAACGGGCCUGGAGGGUUCAGACCCAUAGCCCUCAAGUGGGGGCCACGGCCCAACUGCUAGCCACCCUUGUGGGCCACUGUAAAAUGAACUUUGAGGGACAGAUUUGCUCUUAUAUUUGUAAUGAAUUCUAGGCUGAAGGUUUUAUCAAAAUCAUUCAAAUAGGGUUGUUGGUGCAAUGGGCAGAGAGCAAACCCCCUCCCCCAGUUCCUCCAGUCCUGCAGUUACCUUUGUGGUUAUAUACACACUGCCUCCAUCCCCAGAAUUCCAGAUGAAGUUGUACUGUUUCUUUUUGUCUGUAGAACAAAGACGUUUAUUAAACCUUAAACCCAU